AUGUUGUUCGUGGCCCACGUCUUCCUGCUGCUGGGACUGGCCAAUGCGGUGCCUAUGCCCGGCUCCCUUGAUGUGGCGUCGCAUCUGGCGGCGCGCUCAUCGGACUACUGGGUGGCCGAUAUCAAACGUCAGGGCACCGUGCCCUUUGGCAACAGCACCAGCAGCUAUCAGAUCUACCGUAACGUCAAGGACUUUGGUGCCAAAGGUGAUGGCUCCACUGAUGACACCGAUGCUAUCAAUGAGGCCAUCUCAUCUGGUAACCGGUGCGGCGCCAACUGCGACUCUUCCACGACCACCCCGGCCCUGGUGUACUUUCCUCCGGGUACCUAUGUGGUGUCCAAGCCCAUUGUGCAGUAUUACUACACCCAGAUGGUCGGUGAUGCCAAUGAUCUCCCCGUCCUCAAGGCAGCUGCUAGCUUCACCGGUAUGGCCGUGAUUGAUGCGGAUCCCUACACCAGCACUGGGGCCAAUUGGUACACGAACCAGAACAACUUCUUCCGCGCGGUUCGCAACUUUGUCAUCGACCUGACUGCCAUGCCCUCGUCGUCCGGUGCUGGUAUUCACUGGCAGGUCGGCCAGGCCACGAGUCUGCAGAAUAUCCGUUUCGAGAUGAUCAAGGGUGGUAGCAACAACAAGCAACAGGGUAUCUUCAUGGACAACGGCUCCGGUGGUUUCAUGUCUGAUCUCACCUUUAACGGCGGCAACUACGGUGCCUUCCUCGGCAACCAACAGUUCACCACGCGUAACUUGACCUUUAACGACUGCAACACUGCCAUCUACAUGAACUGGAACUGGGCCUGGACCUUCAAGUCGGUCAGCAUCAACAACUGCCAGGUCGGCUUGAACAUGUCCGCCUCGCCUUCCAACCAGACCGUCGGAUCAGUCCUCAUGCUCGACAGCACAUUUACCAGCACCCCAACUGGUAUUGUUACUGCCUUCAGCAGCGACAGCAUUCCCACCGGUGGCGGUGCUUUGGUUCUUGACAACGUUGACUUCUCCGGUUCUACCGUUGCCAUUGCCGGCGUCGACGGAAACACCAUCCUGGCCGGCGGCUCGGUUGUCGCCAACUACGUGCAGGGCAAUGCUUACACUCCGUCUAGCACCGUCAACAAGCGCUCUCCGGCUGUUGAUGUCCAAGUGGUCACUCAAACUGUUGUGGAGACCAUCCUUGCUUGCCCUGCCGAGUAUGGCACCGAAUCCGCUGCUGGUUCGGCCUCCACCGCUGUCCAGGCCGGUGCUGAAAGUACUGGAACUCGUGUCAUGCCCCUGCCCUCGAUGUCUGUGCAAUACCCCUCCGGUGGCAGCUACAGCUGGGCCGGAUUCGACAGCACCGCCGAAGGAAGCCAAGCCACCAACGCCGCCUCGGUCCCCGCCGUUGGCACAUCCGCCGGACCUUCUCCCGCUGGGGCUACUGGGGCUUCCGUUGUGGCUCAGGGUUCCAGCUCUGCGUCUGCUGCAAACGUACAGGCCUCAUCCAGUGCCUCGGCCUCUGGCUCUUACUUUGGCACCGCCACCAACUCGACCGGCCAGUGCACGACCAAGACCGUCACCAAAACCCGCCUCGAAACGACUAUUGCCUCCCAGGCCAUGGCCAGCUCGUUGCUGACCAGCAGCGGUGGCGUCUUCGAGAAGUCCCGCCCCCUGUACGAGUCCUACUCGUCCUCGUCCUUUGUCAGCAUCAAGUCUGCCGGUGCCAAGGGUGACGGUUCCACCGACGACACGGCUGCCAUCCAGAAGGUUCUGGACGCCGCAACCGAUGACCAGAUCGUUUACUUCGACCAUGGUGCUUACAUUAUCACCGACACUAUCAAGGUGCCCAAGCACAUCAAGAUCACCGGUGAAGUGUGGCCCAUGCUCAUGGCGUACGGCGACAAAUUCUCCGAUGCGACCAACCCCAUCCCCAUGCUUCAGAUUGGCGAGGUCGGCGACUCGGGCUCGGUCGAGAUUAGUGACCUGAUUCUCGAGACCAAGGGUCCUGCCCCUGGUGCCAUCCUGAUGCAGUGGAACGUCCAGGCCUCCUCUCAGGGCUCCGCUGGUAUGUGGGACACCCACGCCCGCAUCGGCGGCUCCGCGGGUACCGAGCUCCAGAGCGACAAGUGCAUGAAGACCCCCAAGGAGACCACCACCCCCAACACCGAGUGCAUCGGCGCCUUCCUGCUCUUCCAGGCCACUGAGAAGGCCAGCGCCUACCUGGAGAACACCUGGUUCUGGACAGCGGACCAUGACCUCGACAUGUCCGACCACAGCCAGAUCAACAUCUACAACGGUCGCGGUGUGUUGAUUGAGAGUCAGGGCCCCGUCUGGCUGUAUGGUACCGCCUCGGAGCACAACCAGCUGUACAACUACCAGGUGUCCAACGCCAAAAACGUCUUCAUGGGCCUGAUCCAGACCGAGACCCCCUACUACCAGGCCAACCCCAACGCGCUCACUCCUUUCACCCCGCAGACCGCCUGGAACGACCCCGACUUCUCCUACUGCACCACUGACUCGUGCCGCAAGGCCUGGGGUCUUCGUGUCAUCAACAGCACUGACACCUACGUGUACGGCGCUGGUCUGUACAGCUUCUUCGACAACUACUCGCAGACCUGCCUGGACACGGAAUCGUGCCAGGAGAACAUUGUCGAGGUGGACUGCUCGGACGUGCACAUCUACGGUCUGAGCACCAAGGCCAGCACCAACAUGAUCACCUCAUCCAGCGGUGAUAUGAUUGUCCCACAGGAGGGUAACGAAAGCUCCUACUGCUCGACAAUUGCCCUGUUCGAGCAAUCAUCGUCUAUUUAA
Aspergillus sclerotioniger CBS 115572 is the source of this 2781-nucleotide messenger RNA. It is a transcript of the gene exgO, whose product is annotated as exo-beta-1,3-glucanase Exg0. Lineage: Eukaryota; Fungi; Ascomycota; Eurotiomycetes; Eurotiales; Aspergillaceae. The coding region runs from base 1 to 2781 and encodes 926 amino acids. The record is from RefSeq and is a predicted model, not a curated record. The transcript has 2 exons.